This is a messenger RNA of Aplysia californica (California sea hare), 12047 nucleotides long. Its product is annotated as protein dopey-1. The record is from RefSeq and is a predicted model, not a curated record. Gene Ontology annotation, biological process: Golgi to endosome transport. Gene Ontology annotation, cellular component: endosome; trans-Golgi network. NCBI's taxonomy places the organism in Eukaryota, Metazoa, Mollusca, Gastropoda, Aplysiida, Aplysiidae.
GGAAGUUAGUCAAUAAGUAUUUUUAUAUCAUACGAGUACAAGUUUUACACUAGCGGAGACGUGAUUAUGACUGUGCUACCGACUGGCGUAAACAUGACUGCAUUUGUGUUGAACUAAAAACUGAGUGCAAUACCCUCAACCUGUCAAGAUGAGCAUGCUCACAGUAGAGGAGUGUGAGCUCCUCACAGACUCCAAGUACCGCUCGUACAUUACUCAUGUGGAGAAAGCCCUCCGCAACUUUGAGUACACCAGCGAGUGGGCAGAUCUCAUUUCCGCAUUAGCCAAACUGAACAAGGUGUUGCUGUCACAUAUGAAAUACCCUGUGAUCCCCAAGAAAGUGACGAUUGGCAAACGUCUGGCCCAGUGCCUGCACCCGGCUCUCCCCAGCGGCGUACACCUCAAGGCCCUGGAGACGUACGACAUCAUCUUUAAAUGCAUCGGCACCCAGCGGCUGGCCCACGACCUGUUCAUAUACAGCGCCGGGCUCUUCCCGCUGCUCAGCCAUGCGGCCAUGAGCGUGAAGCCAAUCCUGCUGACCGUCUACGAGAGGCAUUUUGUGGCCCUGGGCAGACACAUUAAGCCUGGUCUCAACGGGCUUCUGCUGGGCUUGCUUCCAGGCCUGGAGGAAGGGGCGGAGUAUUAUGAAAGGUAUCUAGUGUCUGUGCAUGCCUUCAGGACUCGAGUGUGCUGGUACAGAGAAGCAUGCUGGACUUCCUCCUGAUGGCCUUCCCCAUGCACAACGGCCAGCUCACCCGAGCUGACCAGGCCAAAGUGGUGGAGGCAGCUGUCAACGUGGUGCUGCGUCGCGACAUGUCGCUCAACCGGCGGCUCUACGCCUGGCUGUUGGGGACGUCCACAACUGCCACCACUGCUACUGUCACGGUGGACAGCUCCUCCUCGGCUCGUCAGAGAGCCGACAGUUCCUCAACCACCAGUGAAAUGGAUCUCAGCUAUUUUCAAACCUAUUCCAAGGAACUGCUUGUCUCUGCCCUGAAGUCAAAGCUGAUGGCCGUUGAUGGUCCAAGCUUUAGUGCCAGUGACGUCCAGCUAGGUGUGCUCAAGCCAUUCCGCAUCCUCAUCAGUCUGCUGGACAAGCCAGAAAUUGGUCCAGUGGUCAUCGAAAAUGUGCUUCUGUCUGUGUUCCGCAGGCUCAAAGUCGAGGGGGACCUGUACGCCAAGACAGAAUCCAGCAAAACCAGCGGCUUGUCGGAGAGCCGACUUCCUUUAGAGACACUGAAAACAGCCAAUUUACUGUUUGGCUCCUUCGAGCCUUAUUUCAUAUGGGAUUUUAUCGCACGCAUGUUCAGCUCUGCCUGUGAUCAGAAGAACACGGGAGGGGAGACCACUUCAGGCGACAGCGGGGGAGAAGUGGUGGCGAUAACGGAGCUCUGUCAGCUGGUGGAGUUUCUUUUGGAUGUCAUAGCUUUGGAUGUGUACCCUGAGACUACAACGGAACAUCUCCCUGACCUGUUGAGACAGGUGAUCUCCUCUCUGACCUCAGCCUGUGACACCAUCACAGAGGCUGAGGUGACCACCACACUGCAACUGUGCUCCUGUCUGCUGGCCCGUGUCCAGCCAUCCAUGGCUGGCCAUGUUCUAGAACAUUCUCUCUCCAUGGAUGGAGGUGACAACAUAAGUGUGUUCAGCAAUUCUGAACUUUCCCACGGGCUGGAUGGGUUUAAAGGAAAGGGUGGUCCGGCUGAGAGGAAAGUGGAGGAGGAGGAGGUAGAGAAAACAUCCAAGCCUUUGGCAGAGGCAGCUGGAGAGGAAAAAACCAGUGGUGAAGACGUGAGUGGUUCAAAAGUAGAGAAUGGAGCUGAGAAACUAAAAUCUGAAGAGAAGUCGGCUGUUGGUGAAAAUGGAAAAGAAAAUGAUUCUCUCGAGGUGUCGGAACCUGUUAAAUCGGAAGAGACUGCAGACACAGAGAGUGGCAUUUCUCUCUCUCAUAGUGAUAGUGUGAUUUCUCAAGGGUUAAGUGCGUCUACAGGCACCGGGACCGCUCUGACCUCGGCUGCUUCAGAUAGUGGAGUGGACAAAUCGGCUACCUCACCACAGGAACCAUCAACAAGCGCAUCUGAAUCCACGGAAACAGUUGUGUCAAAGAACAAAGAGGGGCAGACCACAGCGCCCCCUGCCUCGUCCGCUGGCAAACCCAUCUCCUCUCAGACUAGCAUCAACAACAAACUGUGGUCAGGUCACUUAAGCCUUAUGCAGCUAUGUGUUCAAAGUUUUCAACAGUUCUUCCAUCGCUUUUGCCACUUGCGCAUCCUCAAGUCUGAAGAGUUCUGUAAAGGGAGGCUUCAGCACCUGCACAGAUGCAACGGGGUUGUGACAUCACCGCAGUCAUCGUCUGCCCAGAAUGGGCGUACUCGAGAGGUGAAAGAUACCUCAGGACAGCGGUACAGCGUGAAUCCACUCACCAACAAGUUGUGUUUGUCGGAUGACAGCGCAGAAGCUGAGCGUGCUUUUAACCAAGCGUGCAGGCUUCUGGUGGAUUUUGCCAGCUUCCCCAUCUACUGUACGGAUUACGAGACUGUCAUUGAGCAGAUGUGUAGCAAAGAAGAAGCCUCCACCCUCCCCCCGUGGCUUCAGGACCUCCUGCUGUGCUCCUGCUAUGUGGAGAGCUUCCCCGUGCAGAGCUCCUCCAUCUCCACCAUGCUGGACCUGGUCAUCCUCACGCAGUCCGUGCAGACGGAGAGCGAGAACAAGACCCGCAGCCACACCCACCGCUCACACAGCGAGGGUCGCAUCUCCGUGGUCAUCUUGCCAGCCCUCCUGCCCACCCACCUGGUUUAUAUCAACAUGCACACUUGUUUUUACAGGCUGGUAGCGUGCGAGCUGUGGGCUCACCUGGGAGAGAAGACGACCGACAGGCACCAGAAGGCUGUGGGACUGUUCCACUCCCUGCACCAAGUGACCCCCAAUGCUAAUGUCUGUGAGGAUGUUAUAGGAAGAGACCUCAUUAGUGAUUCAGAGACAAGUCGAAUUGCAGCAUUUAAAAAGUUCAGCAUCCUGUGGCAUCUGACCCGUUCCUUGAAACUGGAACCAAACCCAUCUAUCAGUCCCCGCACAUUUGACAGGUCGAUGUUUGUGGUGUUGGACAGCCUGAAAGAGGAGUCGGGCAUCACCAAGACCCUGGCCUUGACCUGGCUGACCCAUGUAAUCCAACGAGGAGACACCAGCCGUGUCCUGCAGCCCCUGCUGCUCAUGCUGCUCCACCCAGACACAGCACGCAUCUCCAUUCAGCAUGUGAACGUGCACAAACCCAAGCGAGUGUCAGUGUCUGAGGACGGGGAGGAGGAUCUGGAGGCUAAGAUCUACGCCAUCAGCUCAGAGGGCGGGAACGUCAUCUACCACCUGAGCCAGGGAAAGUCGCCGGGACCCGGCAGGAAACAUCUGAAGAAGUCAAGCGAGGACCUCAAGUCCUAUGCCCUGACGGUGAUGAACCACAAGAGUGGGCCUAGUACGGCGCCCGUCCGCACGCACUCGGUCACCGACCUCUCUUUCGAAAGGGUAAACCCAGAGAAUGUGAAGCUGCGCAUCAACCCAUUUGGGUCGGAGAGUUCGUUGGAUAAGCUCAUUUUUGACGGGUAUGACUUCCCCCAGUCUGCGUCAAUGCCAAAUCUGGAAGGGGUGAAGAGACUGAACAGUGAUACUUGUAAGAAGGAGGGCAUCUUUUUUGAUGGAACAGAGGUGGUGGAGGAUCAGAUGGAUGCUGCGGAGGAGGGAAGGGACAGUUCUCCAAGGACACUCUCCAGUGUGAAUGAGAGCGAGAGGGAGGAAUUAGAAGAGAUAGAUGAUGAGAAAGAGGAGGAAAGUGAACAGCUGGAUAGAAGUGAAGAGAGUGAGAAAGACAUGAGCUCUGAAGAAAUAGCACAGUGGAUUCUUGAAGGUCUGAUUUCUUCUGCCGUACUUCAGAAUGGUACUAAAAAUGAAAGUGAGGCUAGCGAAGCUGAGACGAGUUUCAUCAUCAAGUCUCCAUCGAGCUCGGAUGUUGAACAUGUUUUCAGCUCUCCCAGCCUUGAUGACCUGCGGCGAGCGGAUGGAGAUUCGACAUCCGGCAGCGAAAGCGGAGACAUGAAACCCAUGUUGACUGACAGUACUGAUGGGCGGUUGGCAAUCAGUCUCAGCUCCAGCUAUACACAAGGUGGCAGCACAGGCAGCCUGUCUGGGGGCGGUCAGGAUGGAGACAUGACCCGCCUGGCUGUGGAUCACCGUGACCUUGACCCAAGCACAGACAUCCACGAGCUCCACAUGCACAUCUUGCUGUACUGCCAGAAGUUUGACUACCAGCGCACCAUCUACGCCCUGUCCACCAUCCGGGCCAUGCUGCUCAGCUGCCCGAGGCUGGUCGUCACGGCAAUGGCCACCACAAGCAUCAGCUCUGUGCGGCCCCCUCACCUGGCCAAGCUGCAGUCUCUGCUCGGUCGUCACAGAAAGUCUGUGUUUGGCAAGAAUUUCUUUGGUGACCUCCCGCCUGAGGUCAUGUCCAGCUACCGCAGCAACAUGUUUGUGGAGAUUGUCAUCUCUCUCUGCCUGUACUUUGUGCGCGGCUACUACCCCAAUCUGAUGAUCAGCAAACUGACGUCUGAAGAGCUGCUCGGAAAUAAGAUGGUUCACAUCUUGGGUGUGGAGAUCCUGACUCUGCUCGUCUCAGAGCUUCUGUCCAUCAUGAAGGAGAGCGGCAAGAACUUUGUGUCCUAUAUCUCAGAUCUGCUGUCUCGCUGCAAACUUCAGAAGUCUCUUCUACACUGUAUGCUGGCCUCUGUGUACAACCAGGGUCGCAGCGCCCCCGCCCACAACAACAACACCAGCAGCAACAACAAAAACAACAGGCAGCAGUCUGCAGCCUCUGGAGGUGGCGAGGGCAGCGGCAGCUACAGCCGCGACGCAGUCAAGCUCACAGAGAUGAUUAUCGACUUCAAUGAGAAUAGCCUUGACCCUGGGGUUAACGACACAUUCCAGACGAAGCUGUUGCAGCUAAUGCUGGUGAUGAUCAUGCUGGAGGAGCAGAUCCGCAUCGCACGCGGGGGAGGAGAUUCCUCUGGGACCGAGCCUCAGCGCACACACCUCUCGUCUUCCCUGCUGAACGUGCACUACAACCCAAGUCUGCCGGUGAUCCAGCAGGAGAUGUUCCUGUCGGCGGUCUGGAGCGCCCUCAAGCAGCACCACCAGAGCCACCUUCACCGUCACUGGCUGGGUCUGCUCACCUCUGCCCUGCCUUACAUGGGCAAGGCUCUGUCCCGCACCGUGCUCUGUGUCGUGCUGCAGCUGUGCCGGAAUCUUGAUAUUUUAGCGGCUGACCUGUCGAGAAAUAAGCCGUGCAUGCAGCGAGUCCCGCCCGACCACAUGCUGAGCAUGCUGGAGGGACUGACCACCAUGUGCCACUUCUGUCUGUUGGACAACACUAGCCCCGUGUCCAUCGGCCAGCCCGCCCCCACCGCCACCAACAUCUCCACGGAGACGGCCAGUGCCGGACAGAUACUGACCAACCUGAUUCAUGUGUUCAACCCGGUUAUGAGUGGAAAGGAGCCCAGCCCAGCACGAGACUCUGCCCCGGUGUCACCGGUAUUGGAGGCUCGGGCACGUCUGCUCAGCAUCCUGCCUCGCAUCAUGGCCUGCAUGGCCACCCUGUGGAAGGCUGUCUCUGUCGGGGGAGAGGCUGGGGAGGCCACACCCUCCAGCCACCCAUAUGUUGGAGACUACAAGGAGGUCCGCCAGCAUAUCCUGGAGCUGCUGAGCCCCAUCUCUCUGCCGCACGGCACUAACCUUCUGGCGGCCUUUGCUGUGGCCUGGAAUGACCGGAGGCAGAAGACAGCCGGGGCUUCACAAUCCAAGAAGAAGGGGAUGCCACUGGAGGUGAAUCUGCUCCAGUUCUUUUAUGCGUACGUGCGUAAGACGGCGAGCAGCUCCCAGUUGGCUGACUCUUGGCCCUCCCUUCUGGGUCUGCUCAAGGAGUGUCUUCAGCUCAACCUCUCUCCACCGGCCCUCUUCCUACUGCUGCAGAUCCUGCAGGAGUUUGUACAGAAGACUCCGUCAAUGGAGGAGAAGAAAAACCAGAAGGAGCUGCAGGACAUUUGCCAGAAGGCUCUGGAGUCCAUCUCAGCCAUCGCAGGGUCGUCCCUCGAGCAGACCACGUGGCUGAGGAGGAACUUUGCCGUGAAGCCUGGACCCCAGAACGAGGCUGAAGAUGACGCUGAGGUCCCGGAGGACACGGAGGAGGCGGCGAAACCCGAGCCCAGCAAGACUUUCAUACGACGCAGCCAGGCUUCGGACUCCAAGUACAGUGUGCAGGCGUUGGGAUUUCUGGCAGAGCUGACCGCUCCGAUACUGGAUGUGAUAUACAGCAGCGAAGAGAAAGACCGCGUUGCUCCAUUCCUCACUACUUUGCUCUACAAUGUCUUCCCCUACCUCAGACAUCACAGCUCCCACAACUUGCCCAGCUACCGGGCCUGCAGUCAGAUGCUGGCCAGUAUCUCGGGCUACCAGUACACCCGGCGGGCCUGGAGGAAAGAGGCCUUUGAGAUGCUGAUGGAGCCCUCCUUCCUCCAGAUGGAUGUGCGCAGCAUCGCCUUCUGGAGGCUCAUCAUCGACAACCUCAUGACCCAUGACAAGACCACCUUCAAAGAUCUCAUGAGCCGAGUGUCCAUCACCCAGACGGGCUCUCUCAACCUGUUCAGCAGCAAGGAGCAAGAGUAUGAGCAAAGGUCCCAAAUGGUCAAGCGUCUUGCCUUCACCAUCUUCUGCAGCGAGACUGACCAGUAUCAGAGGGCUAUGCCCGACAUUCAGGAGCGUCUAGCAGAGUGCUUGCGCCUGCCCCAGGUUCCCUCUGUGUUAUCCCAGGUGUUCCUGUGUUUCCGCGUCCUCAUCCUCCGCAUGUCCCCGCAACACCUGACCUCCCUGUGGCCCACCAUCAUCACUGAGAUGGUUCAAGUUUUACUUCAAGUGGAACAAGAGCUGUCUACAGAAACGGAUGAAUUCAACGAGUAUCUCCGGACACGAACCAGGACACAGAUUCAAAGAAUCGCUGCCUUGGACUCUAGCUGGGCCCACCUUGGCAACGGUCUGAACGCCCACAACAACCCGGCCUGGCUACAGCUCUACCUCAGCGUCUGCAAGCUUCUGGACAUGUGUCUGGUCAUGCCUGCUGACCUUGUGCCUCAGUUUCAACUAUAUCGCUGGGCUUUCAUCGGCACUGCGGGAGAGGAAGACUACCACACGGUUGACCCUGGAGAUGACCCAUCCUGGCGACCCAACCCUCUGUUCACCCCGCACAUUAUCCGUCUCUCUCAGCUCAUCAACAACAAACUGAAGAAACCUGCCUCAUUACUGAAGUCAGAACCCGGCCGGCCCCUAUUGACCCUGCAUCGGCUCCGAUCCCUGGCUGAGCUACAGUCAUUCUUCCACACAGUGUGCCACAUCACCGAGCACGGUAGUCAGGGUACCUCAAUGACAGCCCCAAGGUCGGACCGUAAAGUCAAGGCCACUUUGAGUUCAGGGGCGGCAGCGGCGGCGGCAAGUUCUCGUGCAGCGGCCGAGGGAGGGGACGAGGAGCGUGUGGCGGCCAUGUCGGACCGCGAGUACAUCGAGCACCUUCUGGAGAUCGACUUUCUCGAGCCUUUCAACUGAUCUCUCACGUCUCGACAUUUGGAACGACUUUCACCCUCAUGAUGACACUCAUGUUUGAGACUGACCUUCACCUUGAUGAUGACAGUCGCCUUCUCACUUCCUGGAGCCUUUCAACUCGGUCUUCUCGUCACGUUGGGGACAACCUUCACCUUUUUACUUCCCGUAUAGCCUUUAGACUGAUCCCCUCCCUCUCUUUUGGGACGACCUUCCCCUUCAUAACAGCAAUGGUCAUCACCAUCUGCCAUGAAGACUCACUUACAUUAUGUUGACCUUCACCCUUGAGCUGAGCUCAGUUUGUCAUGCUGAGAGGAGAAAACACGCCAUCGGGGUAAAUAGAAUCCACCUACCCGCCCGCCCGCCUGAUUGCUCGCUCCUUCAAGGGAAGGGAGACCAGAUUUUCAUCAUGCCACGGCGGGUGAAAUGGUGAGGGGCCUUUUUCCGUUGUGUGUAGGCCAGCUUGGGAUCAAGAAGAGUGAAAACAUUGAUGCGGGUGUAAACGUGCAGCGUAAUGUCAUGUAUGUGGAGUUAACAGAAAAGUCUGGAAUUUCCUCGGACGACUGAUCCUUCAUUACAGUAUCGCUUUGUCUGGUGUUGGACAGACGUGCAGUGCCAUUGUUGAUUUGUGCUUCAGUUUGAGUGUUUCACUGUGUCAGGCCUUGUGUGCUGACUUGGUUUUUCAUGUGAUGACAAACUGUCGACUUAGCUUGGAGACUUGACUGUCUAUGUAGGAGAUAUCGCUGUCUGUGUGUCUGAGACUGAGAGAAUGCUGCUCUCUGUUGAUUGAAUGUUAACGUUUGUUAUGUUUCAAGAUGCAGCAGAUAAGCACAGCAAAUACGGAUGUUUCUCUGUUGAAGCUGGCCAUCCUUGAUUACCUCAGCUACUGCUUUCAUUUCCUGAAAAUGCAAGGUUUGAAGGUCAUUGGUUGCUAUGGCAACUGUUCAUCUGUUGGAGAACUACACCCUGACAACCCCCCCACCCACACACUUACCCUGUCAGCUUGUUGUGGCUUGUUGCCAUGAUGGCUUCUCUGAAAACUUCCAACACUAACACUACCAAAGACUUGUGAUAACCUCCCCAGACUUUUGAGCCAUGAAAGUUUGAUUUUUUUUUUCUUUUGUACACCGAUUUAGCUCAAGUCAGGAUUCCUGUUACAUGGUAAUAGAUGUUUUGAUCAAAAUGAUCAAUGACUCUUUUUAUUACUUUUUAAAAAGAAAACAAUAUAUAUAUAUGUGGUUGGAGAGGCUUGUUGGCCUGACUCACUUUGCUGUGUGGCCAUCUAAAAAGGAAAAGAUUUGUCAUGUAGUGCGGACUACACCAAGAGACCAAAGUUCCAGCUUGAAGGAGGUUCACUUCAGGAUAAGUGCUUGCUUUGGGAUUUGAGGUUUGUUUAUUUGGAAGUAAGAUAAGCAAGUCCUGUAGUUCAGAAUUAGACAGACUGUUAAUAAUAAAUAGCUUCAUAUGAAAAUUACUGUUAUAAUUGUUUUUAAUGCGAAGGGGUACUAAAUGUUUAUGUAUUAUUUACAGUCAUUUUUAUCUGAAAAAUGUUGUACUCUAUCAUGAAGUACAAGUGUCAUCGUCAUCAUUGUAAGAAAAGUGAGUGAAUCCCAUUGUCUUAAUGUAUCGUGUAAAACGAGGUUAAACAGAUACACUUCUUUGUGGCUACAGCAAUGACACAUAUAUAUGUCUACUAGUCCUGUGACCUGCUCUUCUCUGAUUCCUGUCAGCCACGAGCAAUAUCUCUGCCGAUGCUCCAAGCCAUAUGUCUCUCGUCAUGUUUUCAAAUUCCUGUCAGUGAAGUCCUGUGCUGCAUCUCCAAGCUGUUUUUCAUGUUCAGAAAGAGCUACUGCAAAUUUGAUAUGAAUUUUUGCUGUUUAAUUUCGCACAAGAUUUAUGUGUAUAAUGAUGAUGUCUGGUCUCUUUAAUUAAGUUUUUAAAUUAUCAAGUGCAUUGUAAAGAGUAUUUUCAAAAAUUGUAUACAAUUACAAGACGAACAUGUUCUUGGAAUCAGUUAUCUAAUCAGAUUAUACAAUUUGAUGGAGGUUGGCAAGCUCUGCUUGAUGAUAUGAAAAAUAUGUCAGAGUGUCCAUAGUGUGUCUUUUGCUCCUUGUGAAAGCUUUAACAUGUUCUUUGAGAGUGGGGGUUGAACAAAGGACAUGUCUUGUAAGACGAAAUGUAACCACGGGAUGGAGGAAGGGGUUUGGAUUUUGACCUAUGUCGAGCAUGUGUCAGAUCAAACAUAAGUAUUGUAUAACAGACAUUCAGAGAGUCAAAUUGAGGCCUCAUUUGUUAUCUUUUUCAUAUUAUAUCUGAGUUUGUGCAUUUGAAUAUAUGAUAUUCCUUUGGCCUUGAAUUUAAUGUGAUUAGAAACUAUAUUGACAGAAUAUGUGUGAGUUGGCACUGCUUGGGUAUGGGGGAUUGUGAUAUGUGUGAUAUGCUUAUAAAUAUUUAAUCAUUUGUCCAUAAUUAUAUGUGAAGAGCUUUAAGUGGCCAAAAAGAUCUGGUUGACUUGGAAGUUAUUUUUUAAGAGGGGGGUUGGUUUAAGGUGGGGGGUUUUUCUUUUGCAAGUCAGCAAAACAGGAUGUCUUUUGUCUCUGUAAUGUGAUGUUAGACUCUUCUCUGUUGCACAUAAAAGCAUUUCUUCGAUUCCCACAUUGGGAGUUCUUUUUAAUCGAUAUCUGUCUGUUAACUGGGGUAUGCUGUGUUCUUCUCAGCUUGGGUUAGCCUUGACAGGCAAGGUCAAAGCAACCUGCGUUGUAAAUGGUCUUAAUUGUGUUGGUGGGCGCCCAUAUUAUGUACAUACCGAUAGAAAGCUACUGUGGUUGAAUUCCAGUGAGCAGUAUUCUAAAGGAUCUGUGCAAUAUUGAGCUGAGUCUAUCACUUGAAAUGAAAGUGCUAUUGGUAUAAGUCAUUAUGAAAUGGUUAAUGUCAAUACAGCAGUUAUUCUUGGUGAUGAUAAGGGAAAGAAUUCUUGUGUCGAUGCUGGUCAUUUUGUCUAUAGUCAUAUGAAAGUACUAUUAAUACAAGUUUUGUAGUAGUAUAGUUUGCGUAGUGUGCUUGAUUAGUUUUAUAGUUGAACCACGUCCGAAUUCUAUGUGUGCUACCUUCGUUACUAAUGUAGUGUUGGGGAGGUUGAUGGGUUUCAGGAAGCGGUCAUAUUUGUGGGUAGGGCUGAUGUUUUACAGAUGAGGGGUUAUGGCUUUUGGGUAGGUAUGAUGUUUUGUAGGUAGAGCUAAUGGUUGAUAAUUAUGGGUGAUUUUUUGUUUGUUUGUGGGUAGAGGUGAUGUUAUAUGGAUAUGGGUGAUGUUUUUUGGGUAGGGGUGAUUUUUUUGUGGGUUGAGGGGAUAUUAUUAAGUAAGAAAAGCUGAUACUCACUGAUAGUUUUUGAGUAGAGGUGACCCUGAUCCUAUAUGGACUGAUCAGUGUAUGGACAACAUAUAAAAGAACCAGAGUGUCUGAGGUUGCGGUAUGCAAUUUCACUAGUGAGUAAUGCAAUGUUAGAGACAUUCUUCUUUGCCUUAAACAUUACUUCAUUUUAAUAUCAAAUUUUUAAGAAUUGUUUCAUUUCUUUUUUUUCUUUGUGUUAAAUUUCAUCCAUUCCAGAUGUUACUGCUGUCAUAUUUAAUUACGAUGUAAGGAUUCAUUUUGUUCCAAUUCAUUAUAAUGGUUUUUGUUUUUGUUCUCUGAAUACGCCAUUUUCUCUUGAUGAGUUUGUUAUUGUAAAUUGUCCUAGUCUUGUUGAUUAACGAUCGUUUCUGUCACUGAUGGAGAGAACUGGAUCUGACUUACACUCUGGGUAUCCUAGAACCUUCUUGGGUGUUCUCAGAGCAGCCCCCAAAUGUGCUGAUUGGACAGACUUGAGGCUGUUAUAUCAGUAAUGUAAUAUAUAGCAGUUCCCACACACUUGCACGAUUUAACUAGAAGGAAAGAGGAAGAUUCAACCUUCUAUGUGGUCCUGCCGGAAGGAUCUCCAACCAGAUUCUACUUUGAACUAUAAACAGAUGGACUUAAAGGUGGAUACUAAGGUGAAGGAGGGGAGCAGCUAUGGAUAUGCGCCGUCUGCGAUCUUCCCAACCUAGUAGACAAAUAGACUAUAUAUAUAUAUAUAUAUAGAGAGAGAGAGAGAGAGAGAGAGAUAUAUUAGUAGUAAUAAACCUAUGAUGGUUCGGGGAACCUUAGUGUUAGGGUGCUGUUAGCACACUAAUGAUACUGAGACUAAAUGUGACUUGCCAAAUUUUAGUCGUACUAAGGGAGGACAAUAAAAUGUAAAGAUUUAUUGCUAUUUCUCUUUGUAAUAUUUAUUGCUUCUUCUCUUGCGUUUUCAGAUUUUAUUCUAUUAUAUUUGCAUUUUGAUGAAGUUGUCCAAUUUGUGUUCUGGAUGUGGGAUAACUAAUACAUACUUAAUGUAAUAUUGAUAUAUG